This is a messenger RNA of Galendromus occidentalis (western predatory mite), 1080 nucleotides long. Its product is annotated as WD repeat-containing protein 54. The transcript is spliced from 6 exons. Gene Ontology annotation, molecular function: protein binding. NCBI's taxonomy places the organism in Eukaryota, Metazoa, Arthropoda, Arachnida, Mesostigmata, Phytoseiidae. The record is from RefSeq and is a predicted model, not a curated record. Bases 1 to 1080 code for a protein of 359 amino acids. Gene Ontology annotation, cellular component: motile cilium.
AUGAUUGUCCUCGGUUCCGUGAAGAUGGCCAUCUCGGAGGUGUGCAACACAUACAAGCGCGAGAGCAGUAUUUUACUGAAGAGGUCGGUGAGUCCCGGAUGGAACAACUUGUCGACGAUUCACCUCGGGGGCAGAGCUCGCAUGAGCUACAGACACCGCGACUCGGUGUGCAUCGUCUCGAAAGAUGAGGACGCCAUGCUGGAUCAUGCCGUUGUCAAAAGCAAAGAGCUGCAUCACACCUUAUCGGAAAGCGAAGACACCGCCGUCGGUAGCGGCUCGCCCCAGGGGGAUUUGACAGACUCGAAGUGGGUUUCUCUGCGAGAGAAUCAAGCCGUUCUUGUCGCGCUGUCUCCACGAGGCAUCCAGUUCUAUGAGUGGGACGGCUCGGAGUUCCUGCACUAUCAUCAAAUCAACCAACCCGAGGAGGGCUUGAAGGUUUUCCCGAGAGGUGUGGGGCUCUGCGGCGACUCGCUCAUAUGCGUCGGGCUUUCCAAUGGUGCGCUUCUCGUAUUCGACGUCCAGCUCGGUAAAGAGGACGGUGCAGUGAGUCUCCGGGAGACGAUCAUCGAGCAUCAGAGCGCGAUUUCCGACAUCCACGGAACCUCGGAAGUCACAGCUAGCUGUGACGAGUUGGGAACCGUCGCUCUCUGGGCGGGGAAAACAGGUCUGAGUAAACUUGGAGUCCUAGAUGCGAGUCGCGGUCGCUCCGAACCGUGCACCUCAUUAAGAGUUUUCGGAGAUUUGGUGUGCGUCGCGAUGGCAACAGGCUACAUCCGGAUCUUCAAUGUGAACUCCCUAACAUUGAAGUGUGAAGUCACUGCUCACGCCAGAUGGAUAACGGCUCUGGAUAUCGCACCCGAAACCGGUCUAUUGGUCUCUGUUUCGGAAGACGCUUUCAUCAGAGUUUGGCAAUUGCAUCCCGACCCAGCAUCUCAGAAAACCAUCACACCUGUUUGGAAUUAUUUUCUGGAAGAUGCGCAACUUUUUGGAGUCGCCUUCCUCGACCCAGCUGGCGACGCCAUUGCUGUCGCCCCAUAUGAUUUGUAUGAGUUGUUCUUGUUCGAGAAAGAAGAAUGCUGA